AUACAUUUCAAGAAUAAAAGCAUUUAUGUAACAUGUUGUUUUCUUUAAAGGUUAGUAUUUUUUAGCUCCACAAUGUUUGGGAACCUAUUUGAAGAGGAUUAUUCCAGUGUGUCAAAUAGUCAGUUUGGAAAAGGGAAGAAAUUAAAGACUAAAGGUUUGGAGCCACCUGCCCCUAGAGAAUUCACCAAUUUAAGUGGAAUCAGAAAUCAGGGUGGAACCUGUUACCUCAAUUCCCUUCUUCAGACUCUUCAUUUCACACCUGAAUUCAGAGAAGCUUUAUUUUCUCUUGGUCCAGAAGAGCUUGGUUCUUUAGAGGAUAAGGAUAAGCCUGAUGCAAAGGUUCGGAUCAUACCUUUGCAGUUGCAGCGCUUGUUUGCUCAGCUUCUGCUCUUAGACCAGGAGGCCGCAUCCACCGUAGACCUCACUGAGAGCUUUGGGUGGAGCAGCGAUGAGGAAAUGAGACAACAUGAUGUGCAGGAACUGAACCGAAUUCUCUUCAGUGCUUUGGAAACUUCAUUAUUUGGAACCUCUGGCCAUGACCUCAUUAAUCGUCUAUACCAUGGCACCAUUGUGAACCAGAUUGUUUGCAAAGAGUGUAAGAACAUCAGUGAGAGGCAGGAAGACUUUUUGGAUCUAACAGUAGCAGUCAAAAACAUAUCAGGUUUAGAAGAUGCACUCUGGAACAUGUAUGUGGAAGAGGAAGUUUUCGACUAUGACAACUUGUACCACUGUGGAACCUGUGAUCGGCUGGUUAAAGCAGCAAAGUCUGCCAAGUUGCGCAAGCUGCCUCCUUUUCUUACUAUUUCACUACUAAGAUUUAAUUUUGAUUUUGUGAAAUGUGAACGCUACAAGGAGACUAGCUGUUAUACGUUCCCCCUCCGGAUCAAUCUCAAGCCUUUUUGUGAACAGAGUGAACUGGAUGACAUGGAAUAUAUGUAUGACCUCUUUUCCGUCAUUAUCCACAAAGGUGGCUGCUAUGGAGGUCAUUACCAUGUGUAUAUUAAAGAUGUCGAUCAUCUAGGAAACUGGCAAUGUCAGGAGGAGAUAAGUGAUACAGAUGUGAAUUUGGAAGCUCUUCCAAAUGAAGAAGAGGCUGAUGAUCCAUUGAUGAUUCUACAGACGAUCUUAUUGCAGGAGGAGGCCAAUCAAAUUCCUGUUGAUCAGCUGGGCCAGAAACUCUUGAAAAACACAGGACUAUCUUGGAACAAGAAGUACAGAAAGCAGCAUGGACCACUGCGAAAGUUCUUACAGCUCCAUCCUCAUGUGUUUCUGCUCAGCACGGAUGAAAGUACAGUCAGUCUCCUGAGGAACCGUUUAACCCCAGCCCCGUCUGAUCUCCUCAGGAACCGUGAACAGAUUCUACAUCCACUUGCUUCAGAACCCCCAGGCUUAAAUGAUAACACCAGUUAUCCCCACUGGUUUGAUAUCAAUGAUUCCAAAGUCCAGCCAAUCAAGGAGAAAGAUAUUGUACAGCAGUUCCAGGGUAAAGAAAGUGCCUAUAUGUUGUUUUAUCGGAAAGCUAAGUUGCAGAGACCUCCUGAAGCUCGAGCCAAUCCAAGAUACAGGGUUCCAUGUCAUUUGUUGAAGGAAAUGGAUGCAGCCAACAUUCAACUGCAAAUGCAAAGGGCAGAGUGUGGCUCUGAAGACAGUAACUUUGAAUUGCAUCUCCACCUGGGUCCUCACUACCGUUUCUUCAAUGGGGCUCUUCACCCUGCAGUCUCUCAGACAGAUAGCGUGUGGGAUUUAACCUUUGAUAAAAGAAAAACUUUAGGAGAUCUUCGUCAGUCAAUAUUUCAGCUAUUGGAGUUUUGGGAAGGAGAUAUGGUUCUCAGUGUGGCAAGGCGUGUGCCAGCAGGACUUCACGUGUACCAUACCCUCGACGGAGAUGAACUGACACUGUGUGAAGCUGAAAUUGCUAAUGAGGAAGACAUCUUUGUAUGGAAUGGGAUAGAGGUUGGUGGAGUCCAGAUUCAGACUGGUUCUGAUUGUGAGCCUGUGCUGAUACACAUUCUUCAUCUAGAGAUGAGUGGUGAAGGCUCAAAGUGUGAGCAGUUGGUGGAGUCGCCACAUGUCUUUCCAGCUAAUGCAGAAGUGGGCACUGUGUUCACAGCCUUGGCCAUCCCCGUAGGCGUUAUCCUCAUGAGCAGUGUGGAGUCUGCAGGUGAAGAGUGCUGGACCGCUGUUCCCCAGGAGGACAUGAAGAAGACAUUCAGAGAACAAGGUCUCAGAAAUGGAAGCUUAAUUUUGGUUCAAGAUUCAGUCAGUAAUGAUAACAGUCUGUUGCCCAAACAAGGGAGCUGGACCAACAUUGUGAAUGAACUCAACUGGCUGCAAGUGAAAAAUUUCUGCCAGUUAGAAUCUGAGGAGAAGCAGGUUCAGAUAGCUGUGACUGUGCACACAGUGGUGUUUGAUAUUCGAAUUAAAGCCAUAAAGGAAUUAAAAUUAAUGAAGGAACUAGCUGAGAACAGCUGUUUGAGACCCAUUGAUAGAAACGGGAAGCUCCUUUGUCCAGUACCAGACACUAGCACUUUGGAGGAAGCAGGAGUGAAGAUGGGGAGUUCCUUGGGACUGUGUCUGGGGAAAGCACCGACUUCCUCUCAGCUGUUCCUGUUUUUUGCUCUGGGGACUGACAUACAUCCUGGGGCAGAGAUGGAAGUCAUAGUAGAAGAAACACUCUCAGUGAGAGAUUGUUUGAAGAUGAUGCUGCAGAAAUCAGGUCAGCAAGGAGAGAUGUGGCAUUUACGGAAAAUGGAUUGGUGCUAUGAAGCUGGCGAGCCUUUGUGGGAAGAAGGCGCAACCCUGAAAGAGCUUAUGAUAUGUUCUGGGGAUACUUUGCUUUUAACCGAAGGAAGACUUCCUCCUCUGGGCUUCCUGAAGGUGCCCAUCUGGUGGUACCAGCCUGCAAGGCUGUCAGGGCACUGUGAGAGUCGGGACCACUCUAACCAUCCCUCUUCUCAACAUAGCAGCUGCGGAGCUGCUCCCACCCAAGGUGCUCCUGGCCCUGAGCCUGCAGAAGUUUCUCUCAUCUACUUGGGAGAUGUGGAGAUCUCAGAAGAGGCCACAUUGGUGGAACUGAAGUCACAGGCCAUGGCCUUGCCUUCUGUUUCGAAGCUUGCUGUCCGGUCUACAGCCCUGCUUAGAGUCUGGACAGUGGAGAGCAAGCGUCCCAAUAGGCUCUUACGCACUGACUGGAGGCAGCUCAAGGAGUACAGACUGGGCCGGAGGACAGAGCUCUGCCUAGAGCUCCUUCAAAAAGAAGAGGACUUGGGCCCCCAGGAUGUGCUGCUGAGGACACAGCUACGCAUCCCUGGCGAGAGGGCCUACACCCUGGCAAUGGACCUGGCAUGGGACACCACCAGAGGAUGGACUGCUGGCUCCUUGAGGCAGAGAGUGGCUGAUUUCUAUUCUCUUCCUGUGGAAAAAAUUGAAAUUGCCAAAUAUUUUCCUGAAAAGUUUGAGUGGCUUCCAAUAUCGAGCUGGAAUCAGCAAGUUGCCAAAAGGAAAAAGAAGAAAAACCAAGAUACUUUGCAAGGAGGACCAUAUUACUUGAAAGAUGGAGACACUAUUGGCAUUAAGAAUCUCCUGAUUGAUGAUGAUGAUGAUUUCAGCACAAUCAGAGAUGACAUUGGAAAGGAAAACCAGAAGCAGCUGGCUCUGGGAAAAAAGAAAAGCCGAGAAGCCCUACGUGCACAAAGCAGUGAUGUGUUCUCCAAUGCAGAGAUAUCCACUCGGCCCCGAGGACCAGAAGCUUCUCUGUCCAUCCGUGUUGCGAGCUUCAGAUAGCCCCUGCAGCAGUAUGUACUGUGCACCACAUAGAGCCGUUCUGCCAGUUCCGUGACAGCCACCUUGCAGGUUUAUGGUGAACAAGCUGGUUGUGUCCCUAGCCAGUGAUUUCAAGUCUUAAGCUUUGUGACAGGCAAAGGGAUUACACUUCUCAGGCCAAACAAGUGCACUUGACCAUCAGCUCUGUGACACAGCAGCCACAGAGGCUGGCCCAGACCUAGACACUGUGCCAACCACAACAGACCUUCCACGCCUGGCCCCAGUGGUCUCUUUCCACUGUACUCCUGGACAAUGACAAGUUGUUCAAAGUGAAUAAACCUAAUAGGUAAGACCUCACCUACAGCUGGCAAGAGGCAGGGCCAUCCCAGAAGCCUGCCAAAACAAACCCAGGCGCCCAGUUGUCCUGGACAAACUGGGGCCUUUUCCUUCUCAGUCAGCAUGGAGAACUAGCUGAUUUAAGAGAGUUUGUAUAUGCACUGUAACCAAUACGCUAUCACAACAGCAUCUAUUACUGAGCUGUCAGGUUUGGGACCCUGGGCUGACAUAGGUCUAUGACAGCACUAGGAGUUGUUGUCAGGGUUUCAGUUUCCCAUCAGUUCUUACAUGUCUUCAUGUAACCAAACUGAGGUGACACUAGAAAGGGAAAAAGUACCUCUGGCCUGGGCUUCAGCUGGCCCUGCAGGCUAAAUGCUUCUCACAUUCUGGUGUAGCUAUGAUGGCUUCUCUGUGGGGCUGACACUCAACAGGUAAUCCUGUUCUCCCUUUGUCUUCCCAAACCAUUUGCCAGAGUCAGUGUCAUGUUAGGUGACCUAUUCUCUCGAAACAUUUUUAUCAUAAGACGUUGGACUAGUGACCUUUAGGCCACAUCCUUGUAACUAUACACCAAGGGGUUCUGGGAGACCCAAACAGGAAGCAUUACUUGACCACAACUCAGUCCCCUGGGUACUGGCUACUGUUUCUUCUACUGUAACUGACACAGUUCCUUAGAUUGUCCGUUCACCCCAGCUUCUGACAAUACAGUGUUGAUGUACUAGUUCAGACAUUCUGCUUUGAGGGAGCCAGAUCCCUGACCCCUUACAUACCUGGAGGAGCCAAAAGACAUGCCUCAAGUGCUGGCUGCAGCCCAAGCCUAUUGACAGGCUUUUGUAUUUGUUUUGUUUUGUUUUUAAUUGGGGGAUAAAU
Acomys russatus (golden spiny mouse) is the source of this 4965-nucleotide messenger RNA. It is a transcript of the gene Usp40, whose product is annotated as ubiquitin specific peptidase 40. The record is from RefSeq and is a predicted model, not a curated record. The coding region runs from base 73 to 3783 and encodes 1236 amino acids. The transcript has 31 exons. Gene Ontology annotation, molecular function: cysteine-type deubiquitinase activity; cysteine-type endopeptidase activity. Lineage: Eukaryota; Metazoa; Chordata; Mammalia; Rodentia; Muridae. Gene Ontology annotation, cellular component: nucleus; cytosol. Gene Ontology annotation, biological process: protein deubiquitination.